Messenger RNA from Hyalella azteca, 4134 nucleotides. RefSeq names its product serine/threonine-protein kinase BUR1. Gene Ontology annotation, biological process: protein phosphorylation; intracellular signal transduction. Gene Ontology annotation, molecular function: MAP kinase activity; ATP binding. The record is from RefSeq and is a predicted model, not a curated record. NCBI's taxonomy places the organism in Eukaryota, Metazoa, Arthropoda, Malacostraca, Amphipoda, Hyalellidae. Bases 231 to 3578 code for a protein of 1115 amino acids. Gene Ontology annotation, cellular component: nucleus; cytoplasm. The transcript is spliced from 9 exons.
UCGUCAUGAGUGGUUGUGUGCGUGUCGGUAGCUCUCGAUAUCUGUGAACCCAUCUCGUUUAUCUCUCAAAUUCAGGCUUUUUUUAAUUUUUAUCUAGAUGUAUAUAUGCCUAUAUUUCAAAACAUAUUCAUUAAUAGGUAAACAAUUAACGAUAAUUUGAAAAUUAUUUUAAAUUUUAUAACGGAUUGAAGAGUGUCAAAUGAGUACAUUGAUCUACCUAACUUAGCAGCAUGACAGAAAAGCAUGAUGGAAUCACCGAAAUUGACGCACACAUUAGUAAAAAAUAUGACAUCCGCCGGCGCAUCGGCAAAGGGGCAUACGGGAUUGUAUGGAAGGCAGUAGACCGGCGGUGUGGUGAGGUGGUCGCUGUUAAGAAAAUCUUCGACGCGUUCCGCAACGAGACGGACGCCCAGCGAACCUUCAGGGAGAUCGUCUUCCUGCUCGAGUUCUCUGCGCACCCUAACGUCAUCAGGCUCCUUAAUGUCCUUAAGGCGGACAAUAAUAAGGAUAUCUACCUGGUCUUCCAGCACAUGGAGACAGACCUGCACAAUGUGAUCAAGAAGGGCACUGUACUGGAGGACGUACACCGCAGGUACAUAAUGUACCAGAUGUUCAGAGCCACCAAGUACCUGCACACGGGCUCUGUCAUCCACAGAGACCUCAAGCCGUCGAACAUCCUCAUCGACAGCGACUGUCGGGUCAAAGUGGCGGACUUCGGGCUGGCCCGCAGCGUGGGGCCCGCCGCAGGACUGGACCGGCCCGGUGACCCGACCCUCACCAACUACGUGGCGACCCGCUGGUAUCGGGCCCCAGAGAUACUGCUUAACUCUAGGAGGUACACGCUGGGGGUUGACAUGUGGAGCCUGGGGUGCAUCCUGGCGGAGAUGUUGUUGGGUCGUCCGCUCUUCCCAGGGUCGUCGACCCUCGACCAGAUCGAGAGGAUCAUGGCUGUCAUCGAGCCCCCCUCCAGGGAAGACCUGCUGCAGAUCCCCGCCCAGUACGUGAACACAAUACUGACGAAGGCACAGCAAGACGAGGCUCCGGACGAGGGGCCUGCGCCCCACGUCCCCCAGCUUCGGGACCUCCUAGCAGGGGCGCCCACGGAGGCCGUCGACCUCGUCGAAAAGCUCCUCGUCUUCAACCCCGACAAGAGACUGACUGCUGAACAGGCUCUUCGUCACCCCUUCGUCGCCAAAUUCCACAACGCGGACCACGAGCCGAGCAUGGAUCGCGCGGUCGUCCCAUGCAUCAGGGACGAUGUUCAACUCAGCGUUGAAGUUUACAGGAACAAACUCUACGAACUCAUCGCGUCGCGGAAGAACAGAGUAAGGAACCACGUAGCCCGCGUCGCUCAGCACAAACAGAACAAUAACCUCAAAGAUGAUCGAAACUCUAAGAACGAAAAGAUUGAUCGGGACAGCAGAAUUAUGACGACCCACAGUAAUGGCGUCGUUAGACAGAGGAGUUCUUCUAAGAUUGAGGCCAUUCAUUACGGUCAUAACAGAAACCGUAACGAUGAUCCUUUAACGCGUAACCAAACAGACGGUGGUGGUAACGGUCACGAGUAUCAUGAAGGUACUCGAGGUGGGAGGGUACGUUCCAGCAGCGUCAGUACCCCACUCCAGAGAUCGUAUUCUGUUACUAGAGGACACCCAUUGGAGGACGGGCUGCAGGCCUCUGGCAUGAGCCAAUCUUAUUGUAAUGGAGUUUCUGGAUCAAACCUCAAGAAUUCUGAUAGAGAAGUGAGCCCAAUUAGAGCGCUGCAAAAUGGAAGUCCUCCAGACCUGCGGUGUAACGGCCAUGUAAGUAAUCAGAAUCAUUCCCAAGGCAACCAUAAAGGCAGCAACGUGAACUCCCAAGCGAGACAUGAGGUUUCCCCUGCGACCUCGAACCCAAACUCGGCAGACAUGAACCAAAACUCGGCAAACAUAAAAUAUUCUAGCUCGUCUGGCUCUGCAAUGAAAGUUCGGGUCAUUGCCAGAACCAUCGACCACGGAAGAGGAUCAACCGACAACGGAAGAGGAUCAACCGACCACGGAAGAGGAUCAACCGACCACGGAAGAGGAUCAACCGACCACGGAAGAGGAUCAACCGACCACGGAAGAGGAUCAACCGAUAACGGAAGAGGAUCAACCGACCACGGAAGAGGAUCAACCGACAGCGGAAAAGGGUCUAAGUCUCUCGAAAAUCGCUGUCCCCAGAAAGCGCAUUCGGUUGGUCGCAACCGGGAAAGUACCAGCUCAUCUUCCAACAACAACCAUCACCCUCACCAGCGGCGGGAAGAAGCUGGUGCCGACGAAGGACGUCCCAAGGACCGCUCGUCGCCGGAGAAACAAACCCCGACGUGUAACUCAGGGAAGUCCUGGUCCUCGGGGGGCAGUGGUGGGAGGCCGUCGGAUCUUUCGAGAGGCCGAAGAGAAGGAUCAUCUAAGGAUCAGCCGUCCUCAGUGGCUGUUGCCAGCUGUGGGGGAGUAACCGUGACCGUGGCACAGAACUCUAGCUGUCAACUCCCUCGCAGUUCAAGCAACAGAACCAUCCAUGGUACCGAUACUUGUAGUGAUACAAGUCCUACCAUGACCAGAAACGACGUACCUUCCAAAUCUGGAGUGAUAUCGUGUAACUCUCGAAGUGGUUACGAAGUUACCAAUCAGUGGGACCAAAGGAGUAGUGGUAGUGUGAUCUACCACUCGAAACCUGAUAAGCCUCGACCUGACUCAGUGGUGGUUGUGCACAACCGACGCAGAUCUACAGGUUUGGAUUACGAUUCUUUUAUUUACGCUGCUAACAAGUCUCCAUCAAAGACGGCGGCACAUUCACCAACCUCACCAAUAUCACCAUCACGCAAAUUUCAAGGGCUUAGCGUCGAUGACAAAGCACAUUUUGUGGAACCUAAGCACCAACCUGUUCCACCAUCGGACCACUCCAGGCUUGCACCACACGGCCAAGAGACAACCACCUUUUUGUCUCACUCCCGCCAUGACAAGCGUUGGUCCCUGGACCACCAUCGCAAUCCGCAAAUGAAAGCCAGUCACGGCUCACCAUAUGAUGUGAAUAAUGAUCACCACUAUCCUAGUACCUCUGACACCACUGCAACCACCAUUUGUGUACCUAGCACUAGUGUAGCUACCAGUUGUGAUGUACUAGGAGCUCCGGGAUACUCGAGGACUCCUUCAACCCUCCUCCCAGCGUCGGCUGUCCGUCACCAAAUGACGGCCGCCCAGCGACGAGGUGUCGCGCAGGCGUCGCCGCCGCGACGACGUAGCACGUCCAGAAGUCCCUCGUCAGUAGACCUUCCUGACGUGGUGGACGUGCACGGCGUCACGUCCAUUAGUGGACGGUCCAUCCCGGCCUUUAGGGGACAGUCCAUCCCGGUCUUCGACGGACGUUUCUUUUCGGUCAUCGACGUACGUCUCAGGAAAGCCGGCGCUCGCCGACCCGUUUACCAUGUCCUCUCAACAAAGCUCGUCUCCGUCCCCAGCAAAAAAAGACUCCGCGAAGUUUUUCGCGUCAGACUUGAACACGGGCAACCCGCGCUCAGAUUUUCACAAGAAAAGUCCAUUACCCAACACUCCUGGUGACUUCCUGGACUACUACACAAGGUAUUUCACCCCCAUUGGAGGGGCAAAUCCAGCUGGGGACAAAGAUACUGUCAAAAUUUGUCCCUCGUUUUCGUCACACGAUGUGACGAAUGCCACGUCAUGGUCGUCACAGAGCCGCCGGAACAGCGAUAGCUUUUCCCUGACCAAGUUCAGGAACGUGAACCACAAAUUGCACGAACCAAAGCGUUCGCUGCAACACGAAAUUGAUUUUUUCAAUCACCGCAACGUUGAAUCGUGGUCCCGGACGUCCCUACACAGUGAGGGGGUCGGCGCCCCCCUCCCAUACCCUGACUCUAUCAGGUCGGGGGGUAAAACUCGUCAGGAUAUCAGUUCUUUGUUUGGGUCUUAUUCUUCGUUGAUGCUUCGUAAUACUUCAGCUCAAAACGGGAACAAGACGCAGCUUCAUCCUACUCGAGGUUCAGUGACCCCGUCGUACGAAGGCACCGCUAGUAGGCCGUGUGUGUCGCAAGCCUAUGCCACAAUUUCCUCUUCGGCCUAUCGAGAACUCACGCAAAAAGUUAAAUAGCAAACAGCC